Pecten maximus is the source of this 854-nucleotide messenger RNA. RefSeq lists its product as uncharacterized. The record is from RefSeq and is a predicted model, not a curated record. Gene Ontology annotation, molecular function: scavenger receptor activity. The coding region runs from base 12 to 854 and encodes 280 amino acids. NCBI's taxonomy places the organism in Eukaryota, Metazoa, Mollusca, Bivalvia, Pectinida, Pectinidae. The transcript has 6 exons.
CAAGAGCCAAGAUGUGUUGUUGGUUGGUGCCAGGAUUGCUGAUUCUGGUACUGAACAAUGGACUAGCUCAUGGCCAAGUCAAUAUCGCUCUGAAUCAUACGGCAAGCUCCAGCAGUGUAUUUUCGGAAAAUGGAAACACGUAUGGUCCUGCCUCCAAGGUGGUUGAUGGAAACAGGGAUCCAUUUCUGAAUGGCUUCAGCUGUCUUCUCACCGAAAGGCGCGUUACAUCGUUAGCUUGGUUGUAUAUUGACCUGGGGAAUAUGUCGGUGGUCCAUCGCAUUGAGAUGACAAAUAGAAGAGGUGGAUCAAACGCCACAAGCAGUGCUGCAAAAGAUAAGGCUCAUCGGGACAAACUUAAAGGUUUCGGCAUGGCUGUCAGUAGCACGACAACAAUGCCCCCUAGCCAAUCAGAUGUCUGCUAUAAGCAUCCGGGUACUGACCGACCGACUGUCUUUCAAAACAGGACAUGCAACCAAAUAGGAAGAUAUGUAAUCAUCUAUAACGACAGAACAAACGAAAUGGAAAUAUGCGAAGUAGAUGUUAUAGGUUGUCCAGUAGGAUAUCAUGGAAAGAACUGUUCACUUCCCUGUGGUGAUCACUGUGUUGGCGCCCAGUGCCUACCGAACAAUGGCUCCUGCAUGUUUGGAUGCAUCCAAGGUUUCCGUGGAGACAGGUGUAUUAAAGAAUGCAAUGAAGGAACGUAUGGAUGGAACUGCAACCAAACUUGCGGAAAUUGUUCCGGAAGUGACGUUUGUGACCACGAGACAGGCGACUGCCCUGGCACAUGCUCAAAUGGAUACAAAGGACAAAAGUGUGACCAUGCAAACGGUUCUAACCGAACUAAGGUUUACUAG